AACUUCAAUUCUAUUAAUGCGGGAGUGUAUUGAUAUUUUAAUUUAAUAAUUUCUCCUCUUCCAUCAUUUUCAAACGGAAAAUGCAUAGUUAAAAUGUAAAAACCCUCAGACUUCCUCAGAAUCCCAGGUCUCAGUCAGUCCUCCUCAGCCCUCGCUCUUUUCAAAAGGUAUUAUUCCAUUCACCCCACGACAAGCUCGAACGCCACAUUCUUUUUCCAUAGUAAUGUCUAGGGUUUUCAAAGGUUUGAGGGCGUUGUUAGCCUCCCCAGCGUCGUCUUCUUCUUCUGCAGCAGCAGCAGCCAAGUUUUCUUCUUCUUCAGCUUUUACCGCUACUGCUGGCAAAUCAGCUACGUCAAAAGCGGUUCAGAAAACUCCGAAAAAGCCGAUCGCUUCAAAACCCAAGACUGAAAAACCAGCUACUCCUCGAACUACCACUCGACCCUCUGGGAUUUUUAAACUUACCCCUGUUUCUCCUGCUUUGGCUCGAUUCCUUGGAGCCCCAGAGGCUUCCCGUUCCGAUGCUGUUAAGCAGAUCUGGAGCUAUAUCAAAUCCCAGAACCUUCAGAAUCCUGCUAACAAGAAGGAGAUCUUUUGUGAUGAGAAGCUUAAGACCAUUUUUGAUGGAAAAGAAAAAGUUGGUUUCCUAGAGAUCGGGAAAAUGCUAUCCCGCCAUUUUGUGAAGUCCAGCUGACCUCUAUUUUCAUGUUUAACCACUGGUUGCCCUACCAACAUCAAGCUAGCUCUUGUUAUUCUGAACUGAACUUUUUUUAUGUAUGUUCAUGUUUUGCCUUUCAUUUUGCGAGCUAAACUCUCUGGUAGCCUUGCAACUGAGGAAAUGUUCCCAGCUGGACUUGUGUAAAAAUUCUGUAGGGACUAGGGAGUGAAAAAGUAACAUUUUCAUUUGGUUUCCUGAUUUUCAUUUGUACUGUUUAUGGUAACCGGAUCUUUGAUCAACUAGUAGUUUAAUCAUUCAAUCAUGAGAAAACCAUUGUUCGUUUUGAAUUUCAA
This is a messenger RNA of Gossypium raimondii (Peruvian cotton), 1008 nucleotides long. RefSeq names its product upstream activation factor subunit spp27. The record is from RefSeq and is a predicted model, not a curated record. Bases 224 to 691 code for a protein of 155 amino acids. Gene Ontology annotation, cellular component: nucleus. Lineage: Eukaryota; Viridiplantae; Streptophyta; Magnoliopsida; Malvales; Malvaceae. The transcript is spliced from 2 exons.